AUGACGGCUGCAAAUGGGGUUUGUAAGGCGUCGUCUGAGUUGGUUACACAACCUAGCUCUUACCAGAAUGAUCAACCCAAGCCUGAUUCUGACGGGAUCGGCCACCAUAAUCACCAGAAUAACCCUGAUAAUUUGAAUGCUUUCGUGAAUGGAGACAGUGGUUUGAGUGAGGAUCUUGUAGUUAAUAAGGAUGUUGUUGAGUUGGAUUCAAGUGUUUUAAGUGAUUCCGAUCUCGUCCAGGUUCAAGCUGUGGAAUUUGAUGCUCAAAACGGAGAAUUGGAUCCCAAAAGUGUGAAAAUUAGUGAAUUGUUGAAUGAGGGACAUGAUGCUGUGGAAGGGACUAAUGAGAUUUUGCCGGAGGGAAAUGGCAUCCGCCAAGAUCAACUGAAUUCCCUUGGGGAUGAGGGACAUGAAGUUACAAAUGGGACUAAUGGGAUUCUCCCGGUGAAAAAUGACACUCACCAAGUUCAACAGAAUUCCCUUGGGGAUGGGGUUCAAGGUGCUGCUGAUGAUACUAUGGACGAGCAAGUUGGAAAAACUGAGAAUGGGGCAGCAGUUGAAAUAAAGCAGGUUCAUGACCAAACUGGAAAAACAGAAAGCAAUGCAGGAGAUGGCAUACAACAGGUGCAGGAUCAAAAUGGAAAAACUGAAAGUUUGGUCGAAGCCAAAACUGAAAUAGAGAAAGUUGAGGAUCGGACAGAAUCGGAGUCCUUUUCUAGUUCCAUUGAGAAUCAGGAAUCUCAAGCUAGGGUUAUGGGGUUGGUUACACAGUUUGGAGAGAAUGUGGAAUUAAAUAAUUUGUCGUCAGACAUUAUUGUGUCUGGUGAUGCUAAUGGAAAAUGCGCGGGUUAUAAUCUAAAAUUAGCAUCAUCUCUCGAUGUGGUUACAGAAGCUGUUGAAUGUGAAGAUUCUGAUGACAAAUGUGUGGAUCAUAAUCUAGAGUUAGCAUCAUCUACUAAGUCGAAAGUUGACACCGGAUCUAUUGAUGUGGUUUCAGAGGCUGUUGAAUGUGAAUCCCAAAAAAUUGAGGUUGGGGAGGUGAGCUCAGAGGACAAGAUUGAGGAGUUAGCUGAAGAAUUAGUGGAAACAUCAGAAUGUCAAGUCCCCGUUACCACUUCCCUGCAUUUGGAUCCCAAAUCCUGGCCACUUAUUAAUGAGGAAAAGAGAGAGACAGAAUUAGAAUCAGAUGUGGUGGAAAAUCAGAAGUCUGGCGUCACUCUUGAUGGUAAUAUUGAAUAUAGCAUAAAACAUGGACAUAAGGCAGAGAAUCGAACAUCGUUUUCGAGGAGCUGGGCUGAUAUUGUGAGAACUCUGAGGGAAACAAAAAUUGUUCAUGACCCUGUUUUUAAAGGAAUUAAAGAAAAAUUCCCGCUAUCUCAUGCUGAAGAUGGUGAUCCACGUAUUAAAGGACUUGUUGAACAUCCUGAUUGCUCUGAAGAAUUCCCUAAAGCUGUGAAAUCUGAAUCUUGGAUUGAUGUUUCCUCUGAGGCUCAUGAUCCUCAACCUGAAAUUGAAAUUUCUGACGCUAAAAGAACUGAAGAGGUUUCUACUUCAUCUAGUGAUAAUCCAAAAUUAAAAAUUGUGGAGAACGAUCCAGUUGUUGACAACAUCAUUCUAGGUUGCACCACCAAUGAUGCAAGAUCAGGAUCAGAGAAGGGAAUUUCAACAGCUUCUCCAAAAGGUUCUACUGAUGUCAUGGUUGCUGGAGAAAACGUGAGCAUUGAGGCUGCAACAAGGCCAUUCUUUCUUAUUAAGAUUCCAAAGUUUAAUGAUGGGAAACUGCAAGAACAGAUAAAACAUGCUCAGCUAGAAGUUGAUGAGAAGACUAGGCUCAGGAAGGUUAUUCAACUCGAAAUCCAGAAGACAAUGAACACACAUUUCCGCAUGUACAUCAGUGAUGCAGCUGCAGCAAGGGAUUGUGCAUUUAAAAAAGACAGAGAGGGACUUCAUCGGCUUUGCAUAAAUCAGGUGGAAAAAAUAAUGGAACUCUGGAACACAAAUGAUGAGUUCCGGAAUGAAUAUGUGAAGCAGAAUGCAAGGAGUACUCUAACAAGAUUUAAAACUCUGGAUGGCCGUUCACUAGGCUCUGACGAGGUGCCACCUAUUCUUCCAGGUUAUGUGGAUGAAAGAGUUGGUCAACUGGGUUUAACACUAGCAAAGGCUGGUUCGGUACAAAGUUCAACUCUGGAAUUAUCAGAACCCAAGAAUUGUACAGCGACAAAUAAGGAACCUGCUAAACCUGUAUUGCGGAAUGCUUCAGCAACUGUUUCUCGCGAUGAUGUGAUUAAUGAGAUAGAGAAGAAAGCCAUAAAAUCAAAGGAAGAGGUGGAGCUGGAGAGGAAGGUGGAGGAGGAACUGAGGGACGAUGCUGAACCCAAGUCAAAAAACCAACUUAGGCUGGAGGAAAUAGCAAAGGCUAAGUUGGCACUUGAGAAGAAAAAGAGAAAUGUAGAGAAGGCACAAAGGAGAGAUGAAUUACGAGCACAGAAGGAAGCCGAACGGAAAGAAAAGGAGAGGGAGAAGAGGUUGAGAAAGAAGGAAAAAAAGAAGGGUGCUUCUGCUGCUGCAAGUGAAGUCAAUAAGAACACGAAUGUUUGUGAAACUGUGGAAAGCUCUGAAAGCCUAAUGGAAAAUUUGAAGGAGACAGAUCAGAUAAAUGAGACAAAUUUUGCAACAGCAACUACCAAAAGGCCUCCAAAAAUAAGCAAGACGAAAUAUAAUAUCCCUCCAUCAAUUGUUUGCAAUCGAAGCAAGAAAAAGUGGAAGCAUUGGAUGUGGCUAAUUUUGACUUGCCUCAUUGUGGUUGCUAUAUUCUUACUAGGAAAUACAGAAGACGCGCUCGAGGAAUCUCAGAUCUAUUUCGUGCUGCCCAAAACUAAACUUCCCUAUCGUUUGAGUGCUUCCGACAUGGCUGCUCUUGCCGUGAAAGCCAGCGUCGCUCUUGACAAAAUGAACGCCGCCUCCGCCUCUUCCACGAACCGCCGGAAGAGGAAGGCCCGAAUAUCACCCGUUAUGGUGCUGGAUCAAAAUAUCGAGAAGAAGAGUUUUGUUAACAAUAACAAUACAAUGAAACCCUCAACGUCGGCCCGAUUAGGGGUUUCUAGAUCUAAUUCUGUGAAGAAAUUGCAGAGAUACUCUUCUCGGCGGGCUAAAAUGGCGGCCCGAUCCUUCAGGAUUAGGCUUAGCACUAUUCACGAAGGAUCUGUGGCCUAUGCUCCAUUUUAA
Molecule: messenger RNA, 3225 nt
Organism: Fraxinus pennsylvanica
Lineage: Eukaryota; Viridiplantae; Streptophyta; Magnoliopsida; Lamiales; Oleaceae
Source: the annotation of a GenBank genome assembly